Molecule: messenger RNA, 1717 nt
Organism: Drosophila gunungcola (fruit fly)
Lineage: Eukaryota; Metazoa; Arthropoda; Insecta; Diptera; Drosophilidae
Product: trans-1,2-dihydrobenzene-1,2-diol dehydrogenase
Exons: 3
Coding region: 658-1665 (335 amino acids)
Molecular function (GO): nucleotide binding
Source: RefSeq, a predicted model, not a curated record
AUGGUUAUUUAUUGUCAUCUUAUUUUAUGAAUUUUUGUUAACUCUUUACACAACUGUACUUUAAAAAUUUUAUAGACCUAUCUUAUCUUCUGAUAGUCGCUUAAAAAGGGGCUCGUCUUAGUUUCCAGAGAUAAGAUUCAGAUUUUGUUACGACAUUCCACUUUGUUCGAUUGCGUAGAACAUUUCAUGACCAGCGAGCCACUAGAGAUUUCGAAUAUAUGUAGUAGAAGAAAAACUAAGGGGAAAUAUAUUUUCAUUUUUAUCGAAAUAGUAAAGAAGAAAAAAAAGGCUUAGUCUAAAUUAAAUAAAAAUAUAAAUUUUGAAACUAUAUUUAUACCAUAGCAAGACUGCUAAGUUCUCGGAAAUAGGGGAACUAAGAAAUCAGGAUAAGUGGACACGGGUAUAUAAUAUCCAAGUUUAUUGGAAUCCGAGCAUCAUCAUCCAAAAAUGUAACUUAUAGAGCUGUUUGCUUCCUUAUCAACCGGAAUGCAAUGGAAUACGAAAAGUGCAAUGAAUGCAGAUGCCAGGGACUGAUAGGAGACCCCUCGGGACUGGCACUCGGUAUCAUUAUCAUGGCGUUAGUAGCUGAACGGACACGAGCCCGCGAGAGACUUGAAUCGAAAGCAGAAAAUAGCAUUCAAUACUUACUUAAUUACAAUGCAGAGCCAGACGAAUCUGAACUGGGGCAUUGCAGCGGCGGGCAGGAUAACGCAGGACUUUGUCACCGCCCUGGGCACGGUGGAGAAGUCCCGCCAUGUGGUGGUCGCUGUGGCCGAUGUGGAUGGCCAGCGUGCUCAGGAGUUCGCCCAGAGGAACCAGAUCCCCAGACACUACGAUGGAUUCGAUGCCAUGGCUCUGGAUCGCGAGGUGGAUGUGGUAUAUGUGGGCACCCUGAAUCCAUUUCACUAUGCCGUCGUCCAUCUGAUGUUGGCCAGGGGUAAAAAUGUCCUGUGCGAGACACCAAUGUGCCUGGGUUUGGAACAGGCCAAGGAGCUGUAUGCUUUGGCGGAGCAACGUGGAGUAUUCCUAAUGGAGGGCAUGUGGUCACGUUUUUUCCCCAGCUAUGACCGUUUGAGGGAACUGCUGAACAGCGAUGUCAUUGGAGAGGUGACCCAGGUGAAGAUCCAACAUGGCUUCCGUUUGGCCCACAUGGAACGCGUGUGCAAUCGCUCCCUGGGAGGCUCCAUCCUCAUGGACAUUGGCAUCUAUGCCCUGCAACUGGGCCAGUUUGUUUUCGGUGCUUCGCCCGUCAAAAUCCUGCCCAGUGGAACGCAAUUGAACAAGGAUCGGGUGGAUGUGCAGGGUGAGUUCAUGCUGGACUAUGGAGAUGGACGGAGAUUGGUGGCUUUGGUCACGGGACUCGAGAACCUGGAGAACGAUGCCGUCAUCACGGGCACCAAAGGCGAGAUUAAGCUGUCCAACUACUGGUGCUGCACUCUAUUGAGCCGCUCUAAUGGUCCUCCCGAAUCCUGGCCUCUGCCCCAGGCCAAGUUUGAUUUCCAUUACACAAAUACCUGCGGAUUGAGAUACGAGGCGGAGGAAGUGCGUCGCUGCAUAGAGAAACGUCUGCUGGAGAGUCCUAAAUUCACGCACGCUGAAAGUCUGGAACUAAUAGCCAUUACCGACGAGAUGCGUCGACAGAUUGGGGUCACCUAUGAGGUCUAAGCCUUAAGAAAUGAUAGAAAAAAUUUGUUGUAAAUAAAAAUUGGUAACUAAA